Molecule: messenger RNA, 1094 nt
Organism: Haliaeetus leucocephalus (bald eagle)
Lineage: Eukaryota; Metazoa; Chordata; Aves; Accipitriformes; Accipitridae
Gene: SDF2L1
Product: stromal cell-derived factor 2-like 1
Exons: 3
Coding region: 54-698 (214 amino acids)
Source: RefSeq, a predicted model, not a curated record
GCGCUCCGCUGAGGGCGGCGGGGUGGCGGUGGUGCCGGCCGGGCUGCGGCGCGAUGAGGGGCGGCUGCCGCCUCUUCCCGCUCCUGCUCCUGGCGCUGCUGCGCGGGCUGUGUCACGGCAGGGAGCCGGCGCCGGGCGCUGUUACCUGCGGAUCGGUGCUGAAGCUGCUCAACACCCGCCACAGCGUGCGGCUCCACUCGCACGAGGUCAAGUACGGCUCCGGAAGUGGGCAACAGUCAGUGACAGGAGUUGAAGCUUCAGAUGAUGCCAACAGUUACUGGCGGAUUCGUGGGAAGAGCGAUGGCAGCUGCCAGCGCGGAACACCAGUGAAAUGUGGGCAAGCUAUACGACUUACCCAUGUUAACACAGGAAAAAAUUUACACACUCAUCACUUCCCAUCACCACUCUCCAAUAACCAAGAAGUAAGUGCCUUUGGUGAUGAUGGCGAAGGAGAUGACCUCGAUAUAUGGAUUGUGCAAUGCAGUGGGACUUACUGGGAGCGGGAGGAUGCAGUGCGCUUCAAGCACGUAGGAACUGAGGUGUUCCUUUCAAUAACAGGGGAACAGUAUGGCCAUCCCAUUAGAGGCCAACGGGAAGUUCAUGGCAUGCCUACUGCUAAUCAUCACAACUAUUGGAAAGCAAUGGAGGGAGUCUUCAUCAAACCCAGUACGGACCCUGCAAAACAUGAUGAGCUCUGAACUGACAGAGGAUCCAAAAUGUUUCAGCUUACUCCAGUGUUCGGAGAUGCUAAUCCUUGGUCUCUUAUAAGUCCCGCCUUGCCUAAGUGACUGACUUUCUGUAUUACUGAAGGGCAUUAGUUCAUUCUAGGAAUGCAGCACUUCUGUGGGGAAUGGCAUCUGCCAGGUUCAGCCAUUGAAAUUUAUUUGGCAAAAUCCUUUCUGAAUUUCAAGCUUAAUUGGUGAAACUAGUUUGUACAUCUGUUAGUUUUUGUCGUCAUUUGUUUUGCUUCUUCCUUUGUCUCUAAUUUGAAGGAAAUGGAAAAACUGAAGUAAUACAUUUCUGUAGUCCCAAGUACAAUAAAACUUUGUAUUUUGUAAUCUUUUUCCAAUUAUAAUUAAAUAUUUGGAAACUGA